GAAGAAGACGGGACACAAACAUCGCCGACCGUAUUCUUCGCCGCCCGCGCGCGUCUUCGGCUCCCUGCUCCACACCGCUCCCACCCACUCCCUCCAAGUGCUCCAUCGCCGUGUGUGUGCGCGAGAUUUCUGUUUCAGGUUCUGGUUGUAUCUGUUACUACUGCUGCUGCCAUUGCUGUUGCUGUUGCUGUUGCGUUCCUGCUGCAUCUUCGUUUUCUCUUCUUCUUAUUAAAAAUCGCGAAUGCUGCCUUACACUGCCAACUGCAGCUGCAACUGUUAACUGUAAACCGAAUUGCGAGAAAAACAUAAUUUUAUUUGUUCAGUGCAGUGCAAUUACAAGAACAAACGGGAAAACAAGAAGCAGAAGAAGAAUAACAAUAACAACAAAAAGGCAAAGCAACUGAAGCGCAAACACACACACACACACACACUCGCUGACGGGCAGUAGCAGAGCUAGAGUAGGGAUUGCGAAAGCGAGAUAGAAAUAAAGUAGGCAUAAUUUAUAGCACACACAAAACGGCUAAUUAUAAGAAAAAAGAAAAGACUAAAGAGAAUCGAUAAAAAAGGAACGGGAGCCGAAGGAAAGCCCAGAAAGUAUUACCCACGGCUACUACGGUGACGGCUGCAAAGAAACAAACAAACGGACGCCCACCACAGCUGUGAAUCAGGUCGCCCCUGCUGCUCCGCUUGCUUCUCCUGUCUCCUCCUCCAGUUUCCGAUUCGGAUUCGAAUUCGGUCUCACACACAUUAUGAGCCCGCCCAUCGUCACGCGACGCAGCGCCCAGCAGGCAAAGAUCCAGACACGCGCCAUGGUCAAAUCGAAGUCGGCCGCUGGCGGUACGACGGCCGCAACGGCAGCUGGAAUGAUUGGCGGCAGCGGGAACAGCAGCAACAGCAGCAGCGGCGGCGGCAGCAGCAGCGGGAACAGCAUCAGUGGGAACGGCAGCAACGCCGGCGAUCAGCGAAAGGCUGGCAAACCGAGCGCAGCGCUCUUGGAGGCAAAACGUCGUGCACGGAAUAUGCUCAAGAAUCAGGGAAACGCCAUGGCCGUGCAGGAGACGGUGACCGAUAUAUUCCAGAAUGCCAUGAAUGCCAAGGGAUUGGUGCGAGGACCCACGGCUCUGAUCUAUGACGAGACCAUGAGCCAGCACUGCUGUCUGUGGGACAAGGAGCACUACGAGUGUCCCGAGCGCUUCACACGCGUCCUGGAGCGUUGCCGUGAACUGAGUCUGGUGGAGAGAUGCAACCAGUUGCCUUCAAGGGCCGCCACCAAGGAGGAGAUCCUGCUCCUGCACACCGAAGAGCACUUUGAGCGGCUAAAGCAAACCGCUGGCAUACGCGACGAUGAGCGCAUGGAGGAGCUGAGCUCCCGCUACGAUUCAAUCUUCAUUCAUCCGUCCACCUUUGAGCUAUCUUUGCUGGCCACCGGCUCCACCAUCGAGCUGGUGGAUCAACUGAUCACUGGAAAGGCACAAAAUGGCAUGGCAAUCAUCCGGCCGCCGGGUCAUCAUGCCAUGAAGGCCGAAUUUAAUGGCUAUUGCUUCUUCAACAAUGUGGCUCUAGCUGCCCAGCACGCCUUGGAUGUGCACAAGCUGCAGCGCAUCCUGAUUAUUGACUACGAUGUCCAUCAUGGGCAGGGAACGCAGCGGUUCUUCUACAACGAUCCCAGGGUGGUUUACUUCUCCAUACAUCGCUUCGAGUAUGGCAGCUUUUGGCCGCACCUCAAGGAGUCCGAUUACCAUGCUGUAGGAUCUGGUCCUGGCACUGGCUACAACUUCAAUGUCCCCCUGAAUACCAUUGGAAUGACGAAUGCCGAUUAUUUGGCCAUUUUUCAGCAGUUGCUGCUGCCCGUGGCCCUGGAGUUUCAGCCAGAACUGAUCAUCGUCUCCGCGGGCUAUGAUGCUGCCCUGGGCUGUCCCGAGGGUGAAAUGGAGGUGACUCCCGCUUGCUAUCCUCAUUUGCUGAACCCACUACUCCGACUCGCCGAUUCUCGAGUAGCUGUCGUCCUCGAGGGUGGCUAUUGCCUGGAUUCCCUGGCCGAGGGUGCCGCCUUAACUCUUCGCUCUUUGCUCGGUGAUCCCUGCCCGCCUCUGGUGGAGCCACUGGUCCUGCCGCGUCCAGAGCUGACCAAGGCUCUGCUCAACUGCAUUUGCCUGCACAGGCCGCACUGGCGUUGCCUGCAGCUCCAGAGAACGUACGAGGUGGCCGAGCUGACCCAGCUGGUCGACCAGGAAAAGGAGAAGGAUAACGAUCUGCAUCAAAUUGUGCGCAUUUGGAUUGGCGGACCGCCACCCGUGGAUCGUUAUCCCACGCGCGACACGGCCAUCCCCUUACCGCCGGAGAAGAAAGCCCGGAACUUGGCCCGCUUGCAGGUGCUGCGCACAGAGACGAAGCUAUCGAUGCCGCCGAUCCGGGUUUGCUAUGCCUACGAUCCCCAAAUGUUGGAGCACUCGAAUCUCCAUGAUCCCGGGCAUCCAGAGCAGCCCUCGCGUAUUCUGCAUAUCCAUCAGAUGCACGAGGAGUACGCCCUGCUGGCAAGAAUGAAGCAGCUGCCAACGGGCAGGACUGCAACCACGGAUGAGGUUUGCCUCGCCCACACACGUUCCCAUGUAAAUUCUGUGCGUCGCCUGCUCGGCCGUGAUCCGGAGGAACUGCACCAGCUCGGAGCGGGCUACAAUUCAGUGUAUCUCCAUCCGCGCACCUUCGAUUGCGCCACCCUGGCCGCCGGAGCUGUUCUGCAGGCGGUGGAGAGUGUCCUGCGCGGUGAAUCCCGCAGCGGUAUCUGCAAUGUCCGGCCGCCGGGUCAUCAUGCCGAGCCGGAUCAACCGCAUGGGUUCUGCAUCUUCAACAACGUUGCGAUUGCCGCUCAGUAUGCCAUCCGAGACUUUGGCCUGGAGCGUGUGCUCAUCGUUGACUGGGAUGUCCACCACGGGAAUGGCACGCAGCACAUCUUCGAGUCGAAUCCCAAGGUGCUGUAUAUCAGUGUGCAUCGCUACGAGCACGGCGCCUUCUUCCCCAAGGGACCGGAUGGCAAUUUCGAUGUGGUGGGCAAGGGGGCUGGCAGGGGCUUCAAUGUAAAUAUACCCUGGAACAAGAAGGGCAUGGGCGACCUGGAGUAUGCCCUGGCCUUUCAGCAGCUCAUCAUGCCCAUUGCCUAUGAGUUCAAUCCCCAAUUGGUGCUGGUCUCGGCCGGUUUCGAUGCUGCCAUUGGCGAUCCACUCGGCGGGUGUAAGGUCACGCCCGAGGGCUACGGCCUGCUCACCCACUGGCUUUCGGCGCUGGCCGGUGGCAAGAUCAUCGUCUGCCUGGAGGGUGGCUACAACGUGAAUUCCAUUUCGUACGCAAUGACCAUGUGCACGAAGACGCUGCUGGGCGAUCCGGUGCCCACGCCCCAGCUAGGUGCGAUGGCACUGCAGAAACAGCCGACCGUGGCCUUCCAGAGCUGUGUGGAGACACUGCAGGCGUGCCUGCAGGUGCAGGGCCAGCACUGGCAAUCGCUCAAGUUCGUGGGCAAACGGCUGCCUCGUGAACCGUUCGUGGGCGAGAACAACAACGAGGAUUUUCUUACCGCCUCCUUGCGGCAGUUGAAUAUUACAAAUGACAGCGUUCCGCGGGUAGCGGGCGGAGCCGAAGGCGAUCGGACCGACUCCGGCGAGGAACGGCCCAGCGGGAGCAAGCCCAAAGUCAAGGUAAAAACGCUCACCGAGUACAUGGCGGAGCACAAGGAGGCCCUCGAGCAGAAUGAGAUGUUCGCCGUGUAUCCGCUCAAGACGUGUCCUCACUUGAGCCUGUUGCGACCGGAGGAGGCGCCACUAACAAUAAAUACAAAGGCGGCGUGCAGCGAGUGCGAUUCGCUGGCGGAGAACUGGGUGUGUCUGAGCUGUCGGACGGUGGCCUGUGGGCGUUACGUGAACGAGCACAUGCAGAUGCACUCCCUGUGCUCCGAUCAUCCACUGGCUCUGAGCCUGAGCGACCUGUCCGUGUGGUGUUAUGCGUGCUCCGCCUACCUCGAUCAUCCCCGCCUGUACGUCUUCCUCAAUGCAGCGCAUAUGGACAAGUUCGAGGAGCCCAUGGCCUGGACAUAUGCCUGCCAGCGACGCGAGGACGGUUGCUACGGACUAGGACCGGACGGACGAAACGAGGAUGACGGCCCGGGGAGCAGCAGCAGAGCUGGGACUAUCUGCAUCCAGCUGGAGCGGAAUAACAACGACAGUAACUGACCCAUGGCCCUCGUCCGCGUGCUGGACGCCCUCACGAACUACAUGUGCACACUCUGCCCGCCGCUCAGACACCUGAUCCAGUUUCUGGCCGAGCACCUGUGGCCGCUGCUGGAACGCAUUUACCUAAACCUUCUCCACUAUUUCCUGGCCCCAUGAGAGAGGGAUAGAUAGAUAGCUAUCCCGCCUUCCUACCCCUAGCACAUUUCCGCUAAGCAAAAUAAAACAUGAAGUUAUUGUUGAUUUGGGAGCUGAAAUCCUGAUCCCGGCUCCCUCUACUGUAUACAAAUUAAAAUUGUUAAUGUUAUCAGCUAAUUACUGUCUAAUAAAGAUUUCGAUAGUUUUUGGAGUAUUUUUUGACCCGCAAA
Messenger RNA from Drosophila serrata, 4585 nucleotides. It is a transcript of the gene HDAC6, whose product is annotated as histone deacetylase 6. Gene Ontology annotation, cellular component: histone deacetylase complex. Gene Ontology annotation, molecular function: histone deacetylase activity; zinc ion binding. NCBI's taxonomy places the organism in Eukaryota, Metazoa, Arthropoda, Insecta, Diptera, Drosophilidae. Gene Ontology annotation, biological process: epigenetic regulation of gene expression. The record is from RefSeq and is a predicted model, not a curated record.